UCUCCCUUCGCUCAUAUCCUAACCCCUCCCAUGCCAAUUUAAAACCAAAAAAACGUAUGCUACACAUACCCAAAACAAAAUUUCAAAAAAUAAGUAGGAAAAUAAAUUCUCUCAUUUUUUUUAAUUUUCCCUCCUCCUUCUUUCUCUGAAUCGAUGGCAACCAUUGCCAAACAUGUAUAGGACAUCGAUUGAGGUAAGAGCUAGAAGGAAGGGAAAUAGGUAGGAAAUGGAGGUAGAGAGAAUUAAACAAUUGAUGUUUUUGUGGUCAAGAAUACAAAGUACUCGUGUUGCCCUUGUGGGUGGGAAUCACACCGCAGCCAGGUUUUGCACUCGCUAGUCAUUAUAUCAAUCCCUCCCUCUCCUCGCUUUCGCUUUCGUUCUGUCUGUAAUUUUUUUUGGUUUUUUGUUCAGUGUCAUAUUCUUAAUUUGAUCUUUUUUAAACCUUUGUAACUACAUAUUCGACUUUUCUUUGUUUUUGUUUUUCCUUAAUUACAGCUAUACUUUUCAAACUUGCUCACUUUUCAUUUCUUUUCGAGAUAUAAUAACAUGGAUUUGGUUCAUGGGUUUCGAAGCAAACAUCACAACAAAGUCAACAACACUCGUUUCCUGAAAAAUACUAUUAGGUCUCCUCAUUUUUGGAUUUUGAAAGUGAUGGCUCGAGCUCUACUUUUGGCUUUAAUUAUUGUUUCUAUAAUUUCCUGGCUCGGAUCAACCAAAUCAUCCUCGUCCAAAUCUAAAUUCAAUGACGAAGCUAAUGUUGAUUCUUCCUUUGUUGGGAUUGAUUCCAUGAAUGCGGAGUUGUUGCCAUUACUUUUCCACGAUUUGGCCAACGAAGGCCUCCUGAAAGGCGGUGCUAGAGCUCUUCUUGUUAGUGAUGGUAACAAUGAGGAAAUCAUGUACAAUUCUCAAAUUCUGAAUGACAAUGAGAUGGAUAUGAUCUCGUAUUCGGAUUCAGAUAGACAAAGCUUGGUCCCUGAUGAGACUUUCGACUUUGCUUUCGCUCAUAGCUUCCAAUCAGCUUCGGAUUUCAUUGAUAGAACUCUCAAAGUUGGUGGCAUUGCGGCUGUGCAGCUCAGUGACGACCCAUCAUUUUCAUUUCCGAAACCAACCAACUACAAGAUUGUUUAUCUCCGGCGAUUCGAUCCGACCAUUAUCGCCAUGCGAAAAACCGCCCCUACGGACACAAACAUGCCUGCACAAAGAAGGCUAUUCGGGAUUUCGUCGGAGGCGAAGAAGGAAGCUCUCAAGAACCUGGAGGACGUCCUCUUAGAGCCCCCGAGAGCCAAAUCGGGGAAAUCCAAGAGGUACCUGAAGAGAACCCGGUACCUGCCGGACCUGACCGGCGACUCCCUCGAGAGCUACCCUCGUAGGGUUUUCAUCCACGUGGGGACACCGGGGAUGGACAAUGAUGCCCGAUGGUUCGAGAAGCAUUAUCCAACAAGGAACAAGGAUUUUGAUAUAUACAAGAUCGAGACGGUGACUGCGGAGGAGCCGGCCGGGAGGGAGUCCGGCGAGGAGGUGCCGGAGAUCGGGAUGUCGGAGUGGCUGUGGGAGAAUGUGAAUGAGGAUGAGUAUGUGGUGAUGAAGGCGGAGGCUGAGGUGGUGGAGGAGAUGGUGAAGAGCAGAGCUAUAGUGUUGGUGGAUGAGCUGUUCAUGGAGUGUAAGCAUCAAGGACUGAGUAAAAAGAGUAAGAACAGCAGGAGAGCUUAUUGGGAGUGCUUGGCUUUGUAUGGGAAGUUGAGGGAUGAGGGUGUUGCCGUGCACCAAUGGUGGGGUUGAAAUAGACAAAGUUCUGGAGAGAGAGUAACUGAGUAAGAGAGAGAAGUGAUGACUACAGAAAUUAAUUGUCUCGUUUUCUAGCUGUGUUUGGGGUUUAUGUACUUGUGAAUUGUUUGUUAUUUUACUUUUGGGUUGAUCUUGUGAAGCUAAA
Molecule: messenger RNA, 1930 nt
Organism: Cornus florida
Lineage: Eukaryota; Viridiplantae; Streptophyta; Magnoliopsida; Cornales; Cornaceae
Exons: 1
Coding region: 547-1779 (410 amino acids)
Source: RefSeq, a predicted model, not a curated record